Messenger RNA from Polistes dominula (European paper wasp), 3808 nucleotides. RefSeq lists its product as uncharacterized. Gene Ontology annotation, molecular function: protein binding. The record is from RefSeq and is a predicted model, not a curated record. Lineage: Eukaryota; Metazoa; Arthropoda; Insecta; Hymenoptera; Vespidae.
UAGGGCUCACACACUCGCCACCAUUUCCGUCUAAUCCCACGCUCUCUCUGCUCGCCGGCUCCCUCCCGUUUCUCCACGCCUUUCAAUCCCGUUUCCCGCUCAAUCUUUUCCUCUCGCGUCUCCCUUCUCUCCCCUUCUAUACUGCGACCCAUCCUACCUACCAUUGCUAUCGUUUGUUUGUUCGUCCCUUCUCUCUCUCACUCUCCCUCCUUUAUGCGUUCUCUCUUUUUCUCCCUACCCUUUUCUCUCUCCCUUCUUUCUUUAUCUGCUUCCCUCCAACCUCGCUUCGUACCAACCUACUCCUUUUUUUUCCACCGAGACUAAUUAUGGUGGUCGACGGACGGAGGACAUUUUGUUCCCGAGUAUUUUCAAAGCCAUCCUAGCGUAAGAUGGAUCGCGUGGAUUUCCAUUGGAUCGAUAUAGCUCUUCAUAUAUUAUAGUAACAGCACUGAAGAUCUUCGGGUCAAUUACUACAUUUCAAGUAAUAUCAAAUGAUGACUGCAACUCAUGAGCUUCAACAACAACAACAAAACGUUCAGCAGCAGCAACAGCAGCAGCAGCAACAACAACAACAACAGCAUGUACAACAACAGCAACAACAGGUGCAACCUCAACAAAUUCAACCACAACAAGUGCAAGCACAACAACAGAUUCAGCAGCAGGUUCAGCCUCAGCAACAAAUGCAAGUACAACAGCAGGUGCAGCAACAAGUACAGCAACAAGUACAACAGCAGCAGCAACAACAACAACAGCAGCAACAGCAACAACAGCAGCAGCAACAGCAACCACAACAACAACAAAGUAAUGGGCCACAUAAUGUUGUACCUACACAAGUUCAGGUUCAACCACAGGUAGCAGCUAACAUGCCUCAACAACAGUUACAGGGAGCAGUUGCUGUGUCAAUGCAUCAUCAGCAACAAGGUGUUGGUGGUGUAUCUAUGGCAUUAUCUGGUCAACAAGGUGCAACAACUAUAACCACGAUGGCUGCACAUCCUCAGGCAGUUCAAGUUAUUCAACAACCGAUACAAAGUCAAGCAUAUCAUUUGCAACAACUAUAUAAUACUCAAGCUCCAUUAUUGAUGCCUGGAAAUUUGGCUCUUCAUCCUGCAGGAAUAAAUCCAUCUUCAAUUCAGAAUACUUUGCAGGUUACAACAGCUGGUAAGCCUUUUCAGUCUGCAGCACAAUUGACACCUCAUAUGUUAACUACAGCGUCAACACCUGACCAAGGUACAGGUCAUCCUGGUGCAGGAGGGACUAAAGUUCAAGGAUUUCCAACGAGUUACUUGCCUGUACCAACUUCUGCUACUCCUGAUGCAGGACAAGCAUUGGUUUUCGGACAGCUUGGCGUUUUAGGCUCGCCACAGCCUCCACCCUCGUUACAACAACAACAACAGCAGCAGCAAUCUGCAAAUAAACAAGACCAAGUGCAAAAGUAUACCACAUGUACAGCGGGUACUCCAUCCGGCGCAAGAGGACCAGGAAUGCAAUUUGCACUUUGGCAGUUUGCACCUCAAGUUUGGACUGGAUUACAACCACCAACUGUUCUUACUGCUGCUCCAAACCAAAUAUUUAUUCGAAGUCCUACACAACCUGACAUGUUUAUUCAAGGACCACAACCCAUCCAAGCCCAUAAUGCGUUAGCCACCCAACAGCAGAUUCAAGGAGUACAGCAAAUUGCGGCCGCUAGCGGGAAAGCCAAGGUAAUGGACAUACAACAAUAUCAAGCGAUGAAAAGCAAGCAGAGCACGGGAGGACAGAGGCCACUUAGCAUUUUACCAUCGUCGCUGCAAACUGUCAAUAUACGAGCUGCAAGUUCUGUUUCUACACAAACUGUUCAUGAAGUACAAGUCACGGUACACGCACAGAGUGGGAAAGUUAGCGGGAGCGGGAGUAAGGGUCGUGGUAAACCAAUUCAAUCACCUCAACAACAACAGCAGCAGCAACAGCAACAGCAGCAACAACAACAACAACAACAACAGCAACAAACGCAACAAGCGAUGCAACAACAUCAACAAGUGUUCAUUCAGCAAAAGCAACAUCCUCAACAACAGCAACAACAACAACAACAACAGCAACAACAAUUACAACAACAAUAUCAGCAACAACAAGUGCAAUCUACUCAACAACAAAUCCAACCUAAGCCAAUGAUGGCAGGUAUGGCUUUACAGCAGCAACAGCAACCACCUGGAGUAGUCUUAAGUAGUGAACCAAGACCUAUAAUGCCUGUAGUAUCGGUAGGAAGUGUUGGGGUUGCUGCUGCGUCACAAAUGAAUCAAGUACAACAACCUCAAAUGUCUGCCGUACAACAGCUUCCAAUACCGGUACAAAGCUAUUAUCAUCCUAUCAAUCAGACAAUAAUAGGCAAUCAAAUAGUAGGCGCAGCAUCUCAAGUUCAACCUGUACCAAUAGUAAAUAGACCAACUGAACAACAGCCUCAUGAUCCUAAUAAUACUGCGAUGAUGAUAACGUCGCCUGAUCGUAAUCAUCAACCUGACUGUUCGAUAAUACUUCCAUCAACAAUUCUUCCUCCUGCUAACGAUGACAGUAAAAAUAUUAAUAAAAAAGAUGAAGUUUUACCAGUAACUGUGGAAGAAUUGCCAGUACCUCCAUCAGAUGUAUCAGAUACCGAUAAUUCCAAGCUGCAAUUAAAAGACGAGGAAAAUAAUACCUCAAAAACGGAUGAUAAUAAAACAUGUAACAAUCCAUUAGCAGGACUUGCCAAUACAGUCAAUUCUAUUACCAAUGGCGCAACUAAUGAAGAAUCGACGAAUGUUUCUGUAACUGUUCCUUUAACAGCAAGUAGUAAACAUGCACCUCCUAAGGCUAUGGUUAAACCACAGGUUCUUACCCAUGUGAUUGAAGGAUUUGUUAUACAAGAAGCAUCCGAACCAUUUGCUGUUAACAGAACAUCUUUGAAUAAUACAAUAGGCCAAGAGACAACGAAUAUUUUAAAUCGUAAUAACUCGUCCGAAAAAGAUAAUUCUGAUGAACCACCAAGAAAGAAACAUGCUUCAAAUUACAACGUAGACGAUGAUGGCAAUAGUACUCAUACAGGAAAAUGUGAAAAUUGUGGUAACACGAUAGACGAGCAAAAUAUUAAAUUUAAAAAGGAUAAACGUUUUUGUUCUGCCAUUUGUGCGAAAAAUAAAAAACGUGAAUCGCGUGAACACGAUAUCAUGGACAAGCAAUGGUCAGAAAUGGAAAUUGAUAUUAAAACUAACGAUGUAGAUAAUAAACAGAAAAAUGGAGAAGAUAAAUCGUUAUUGACGACAACUACUGCUUCCUCCGUCGAUGAUUCUACACCAAAAGUGAAUCCUGUUAAAUGGACAGUAGGAGAAGUAUGCGAAUUUAUUCGCGGCUUACCAGGUUGUGCAGAUUACGCAGAAGACUUUGCCAUACAAGAGAUCGAUGGACAAGCUCUUAUGUUAUUAAAGGAAGAUCAUUUGAUGUCAGCGAUGAGUAUUAAAUUAGGACCAGCAUUAAAAAUAGUAGCCAGAAUUGAUUCGAUGCGUAUAGAAUCAAUGUCCAAUUCCAAUCCUACAUCUAACAGCUCAUAAAUUUAUUUAUAAUUCUGUGCAUUUUGAUUGAUUGAUUUUUAUUUGUAGACUAUUAAAGUUUCAAAUAAUAAUUUAUGAGCUGCUGCGGAAGGGUUUUGUGCAAAAGAUUUAUUAUUCGCGAUUCAUUUAAUAAAUGAUAAAAAAUAUAUUAACAUUAUUUUGCAAUAUCACAGAAAAAUUUACACUCGUGUUGUAAAUAUUUUUUUUAAAUUUAAUAUUCCAACGAAAGAAUCUAAUUCAAAUAAUAUUAU